GGCGGCUUGCAGGAGGACGCACCGAUGCGCACCGCUACAAGUUGAGCUCUAGCAAUGUGCGUGUAGCAGGACACGGUGUGAUCGUGAAGCUGCAAGGACGGAAUCGUGUAGAGGAGAAACCCUGACUACCUGACGCGUGCGUGUGUGUGUGUGUGUGUGUGUGUGUGUGUGUGUGUGUGUGUGUGUGUGUGUGUGUGUGUGUGUGUGUGAAGCUGAGCUCCUGCGCUCGUGCAUCUCCCGGAUCCGCUCCGUCGCGCAUUCUCGCGGAUUUGAUGGACGCUUGAUCAGGAGGUGAUGCCCAUUUAUGUCAUCGAUCGCAAAUUUCCAGACACACCUGGUGAAUUGCCACAGGCUGCUCCUGAAGGACAGCACACUAUGGCGGAAAACAACACGCAAAAGAAGAAGUCCCGGUGGACGUCGCUGGAGAUUGGUCUCCUGACCAUCGUAUCGCUGCUUUUCGUAGUCGUCCUAGCCUUCAUCAUCCUCUUCAUCACGCACAGCAGCAGCAGAAGUGAUGGAGUUUGCACUACGGCUGACUGCACACGCUCAGCAUCUCGUCUCAUCGAGAACAUGGAUCCCACUGUAAACCCAUGUGAAAACUUCUACCAGUACGCCUGCGGAGGCUGGCUGAAAAAGAAUAUCAUCCCUGAAACCAGCUCACGCUACAGCACCUUCGACAUCCUCAGGGACGAACUGGAGGUUGUGCUUAAAGGUGUGCUGGAGAGAGAUGAUAACCUGAGUGGUAGUAGCUCUUUAGCCAAAGCCAAAACCCUCUACAGGUCCUGCAUCAAUGAAAGUCUCAUUGAACAGAGAGCUGGGACACCUCUGAUCUCAAUGCUGCCAGAUGUUUUUGACUGGCCCAUCGCGACGGAUGGCUGGGACACCACGUUUGGCGUCAGCUGGAGGGCAGAAGAUGCCAUUGCCAGACUGCAUGAGAAAUACGGGAAGCGAGUAUUAAUAAGUUUUUUUAUCGGCACAGACGACCGAGACUCCAAUUCCCACAUCAUCCAUUUCGACCAGCCGAGCCUUGGCCUGCCCUCCAGAGACUACUAUACCUGCACAGGGCCGUAUGAAGAGGCCUGUAGCACAUAUGAGAACUUUAUGGUCGAUCUCGCUGCGCUGGUGCGUAAAGACAGACGCUUGGAGGUGAACGAGACAAAAAUCAGAGAGGAAGUGGCCAUAGUGAUGCAGAUGGAGAAGGAGAUCUCUGAUGCUACAGACACACCAGAAGAUAGAAACAAUCCUGUUCUCCUCUAUAACAAGAUGCCCCUGGAGACCCUCAACACCAACUUCACACUCGAGUUCGAGAAAACAGUUUUUAACUGGACUCAUUUUACUAAUAAGAUUAUGGAUGCAAUCAACCUUCCCAUUGAGGACAGUGAGCAAGUCAUCCUUUAUGCCCCGAAUUACUUGAGGAGGCUCAACCCUGUCCUGGCUAAGUACACAAAGAGAGACGUCCAGAACUACAUCGUGUGGCGUUUCGCUAUGAACAUGGUGGUUGGCCUGAGCAGAGCGUACAGAGACACCAGGAAAGCUUUUAAAAAGGCCAUCUCUGGUACCAGUUCGGAGGCAGCAAUAUGGAGGCAGUGUGCGGUCUACGUCAACAGCAACAUGGAGAAUGCUGUCGGCAGACUGUAUGUAGAAGAAGCCUUUGCUGGAGACAGUAAGGACAUGAUGGAUGAGAUGAUCGCUGGCAUCAGAGAGGUGUUUGUGAAUAACCUACAAGACCUGUCAUGGAUGGAUGAUGAAACCAAGAAAGCUGCGAAAGAGAAGGCUCAAGCUAUUCGAGAGAGAAUCGGAUUCUCAGAAAACAUCAUGAACGAUACGUUUCUGGACGAGGAAUACAAAGAACUAAGCUACAGUUCAGAGGAAUACUUUGAGAACAUCCUGAAAAAUCUGGCGUUCGGUCAGAAGAAACAACUGCAGAGGUUGAGGGUGAAAGUGAACAAGGAAGAGUGGAUCUCGGGAGCAGCGGUGGUCAAUGCGUUCUAUUCAUCCAGCAGAAAUCAAAUAGUAUUUCCUGCUGGUAUCCUCCAGCCUCCUUUCUUUGGUAAAGGACAGCCCUGGUCCCUCAACUAUGGCGGCAUUGGCAUGGUGAUUGGCCAUGAGAUCACUCACGGCUUUGACGAUAACGGCCGCAACUUUGAUAAAGACGGAGAUCUGAAGGACUGGUGGACUAUGUCCUCAACACAGAAGUUCCAGGAACUCUCAAAAUGUAUUGUGGACCAGUACAGCACCUUUUCCUGGGACCUGGCCAGUGGACAAAACCUUAAUGGGAAUAACACGCUUGGGGAGAAUAUUGCUGACAAUGGGGGCAUUCGCCAGUCUUAUCAAGCAUACCAGGACCACGUCAAGAAGCAUGGGAAGGAAGCUCCGUUGCCUGGAAUUGAUCUUAACCAUGAGCAACUCUUCUUCUUAAACUUUGCUCAGGUCUGGUGUGGAACGCAUAGACCCGAACACGCCGUUAACUCCAUUAAAACUGACGUCCACAGUCCAGGGAAAUUCAGGGUUCUCGGAUCUUUGCAGAACUUCCCAGAGUUUGCCAAAGCUUUCAAGUGCCAGAAAAAUGACUACAUGUUGCCUGAAAAGAUGUGCCGAGUGUGGUGAUGACGCCGCAUCCACGGACAUUAAGGGCAUUUAACAAGCCCUGACUUCACUCGUAUGACCUCCUCGGUCCCAGACUAAGAAGGUCUGAUGUUCUCCACAGGGUAGACUGUCUUCUCCGAUGCAUUUCAGUCAUGUACAGACAUGGGGUGCUUCCUUAGAUCCACUCCUACAUGUCAAUUAAUUAGUUAAUUUUAGUCUGAAGAGAUCAUCAUGUGAUCUGUGGUGAUCUUAUUGUUUAUAAGAUGAAAUGUAAAAGUAUAGUCAUAUACUUAAAACUUUUUAUGUUAAUAUCAAAUCAAACUGUGAAUCCGGGAGAUCAGUAGCAUUUUCUAUGUUAAAGAUGUAUCACUAUUCAUUUAAACAUGGCAACUUUAGUAUGCUUUGGUUAGAUGAUAUUUGUAAUAUUUUACAAAAAACAAAACAAAAAAAAAAACAAAAAAAAAAAAACAAA
Tachysurus fulvidraco (yellow catfish) is the source of this 3058-nucleotide messenger RNA. Its product is annotated as neprilysin. Bases 295 to 2607 code for a protein of 770 amino acids. The record is from RefSeq and is a predicted model, not a curated record. The transcript has 23 exons. Gene Ontology annotation, cellular component: plasma membrane. Gene Ontology annotation, molecular function: metalloendopeptidase activity. Gene Ontology annotation, biological process: protein processing; amyloid-beta clearance. NCBI's taxonomy places the organism in Eukaryota, Metazoa, Chordata, Actinopteri, Siluriformes, Bagridae.